This is a messenger RNA of Sceloporus undulatus (fence lizard), 5136 nucleotides long. It is a transcript of the gene PDE1B, whose product is annotated as phosphodiesterase 1B. Gene Ontology annotation, biological process: signal transduction. The transcript is spliced from 16 exons. Bases 238 to 1767 code for a protein of 509 amino acids. The record is from RefSeq and is a predicted model, not a curated record. NCBI's taxonomy places the organism in Eukaryota, Metazoa, Chordata, Lepidosauria, Squamata, Phrynosomatidae. Gene Ontology annotation, molecular function: 3',5'-cyclic-nucleotide phosphodiesterase activity.
GCGCCCAGCCUCCUGCCAGGGGGAGGCUGCGGUGGCGGCGGCGUGGCGGCGGGGCUGCCGAGGAGGAGCCAGGCCCCAAAGCGCCCUCGCCCCGGCCCUCAAGCGAAGCAGGGCUGAGCACUAGCCCCCCGACCGAGCCCGAACCAGCCAUGGAAGCCCCCCCGAACCUCGACCUGUUGGAGUCCCCCGGAGGCUGCCCUUCUCCCCUGGAGCGUCAAGUCAGCCCCCAGUAAGAAGAUGUGGGUCAAGCUGCGGGCACUGUUGCGGUACAUGGUGAAACAGCUGGAGACGGGAGAAGUGAAUAUUGAAGAGUUAAAGAAGAACUUGGAAUAUACUGCUUCAUUGCUGGAAGCUGUCUAUAUUGAUGAGACCAGGCAGAUUCUGGACACAGAAGAUGAACUCCAGGAGAUCAAAUCUGAUGCAGUCCCCUCAGAAGUACGAGACUGGCUGGCGUCUACAUUCACUCAGCAGACCCGUGCUAAGGGACGUCGUUCUGAGGAAAAGCCCAAGUUCCGCAGCAUCGUCCAUGCUGUUCAAGCUGGCAUCUUUGUGGAGAGGAUGUUCCGUCGGACGUACACAGCUGUGGGACCCAAUUAUUCGCAGUCGGUCAUCAACUGCCUGAAGACUCUUGACCUCUGGUUUUUUGAUGUCUUUGCGCUGAAUAAAGUGAGUGAUGACCAUGCCUUGCGCACAAUUGUCUUUGAAUUGCUGACCCGCCAUAAUCUCAAUAGCCGUUUCAAGAUCCCCACAGCAUACCUCAUGACCUUCCUGGAUGCACUAGAGGCUGGCUAUGGGAAAUACAAGAACCCUUACCACAACCAGAUCCAUGCUGCUGAUGUCACCCAGACUGUACACUGCUUUCUGCUCCGUACUGGGAUGGUGCACUGCCUGACAGAGAUUGAGGUCCUGGCCAUGAUUUUUGCAGCUGCAAUUCAUGACUAUGAGCACACAGGUACCACCAACAGCUUCCACAUUCAAACCAAGUCAGACACGGCCAUUUUGUACAACGACCGUUCAGUGCUUGAGAACCACCAUAUCAGUGCCGUCUUCCGCAUGAUGCAAGACGAUGAGAUGAACGUCCUCGUCAACCUGACCAAGGAUGAAUUUUCGGAGCUCCGGUCACUUGUAAUUGAAAUGGUUCUGGCCACCGACAUGUCCUGUCAUUUCCAGCAAGUCAAGACUAUGAAAACAUCUUUACAGCAGCUUGAGAGAAUUGACAAAUCAAAGGCGCUUUCCCUGUUGCUGCAUGCAGCUGAUAUCAGCCACCCCACCAAACAAUGGACAGUUCAUUCCCGAUGGACCAAAGCCCUCAUGGAAGAGUUUUUUCGCCAGGGAGACAAGGAGGCUGAGCUGGGAUUGCCGUUCUCCCCACUGUGUGAUCGCACAUCCACACUGGUGGCCCAGUCACAGAUUGGCUUCAUUGACUUUAUUGUGGAGCCCACUUUUCAAGUCCUGACAGAUGUGGCUGAGAAGAUGGUCAUUCCCCUGGUAGAGGAAGGCUCCAAGAACAAAUCCUCCAGUCAGCAGAGCAGUUCCCAUUGGCGUCAGCCAUCGGUAGAUGAGCAUGCCGAGCUGGGAGAUAUCAACGCUGACAUCAACAGCUUCCGUUCCACCUGGACAAAGUAUAUCCAAGAGAACAAGCAAAAGUGGAAGGAGCGAGCUGCCAGUGGGAUUACUAACCAGACCUCCAUUGAUGAGCUCUCACCAUGUGAGGAAGAAGCCAGCACACCUGAAAACCAGCACAAUCAGAAUGGCAAUGUGGAAUAGUGCUGCCUGUGUGGGAGCAAGGUGCCCAUCAAAAUUUACUCCAAAGUCUUCGAUACCAUCGAUUCAGCACCAUCCGCACAGGGAGAGGGAGCCACACCUGGCCACCCUGGCUUGAGGAGGGUGUGACGUGAAUGCAACCAUCAAUACUACUAGUAAUAAUACUACUACUAUUAAUAAUGAUAAAUGCAAACGAUGUUGACAUCACACACAGCACCCACUGCCUGUCCCAUCCCUGAGCUGCAGAGAAGAGAGAGACCCCGUGUGUAUAUUCUCCAUUGCACCCCAAUCACUAAGCACUAGUGGGCCAAUGGCCUCCACAGCCUCUGGGGUUUGCCAUACACAUACAUACAAACACACAAACACACACCAUUCCCCCUCCCCCAGCAGCACCAAACAAACAUUGGGUAAGGCUUCUCACUGCCAAAUCAGCAAAACAACUGCCGAGGUGUUUUUUAGAAGCAAGAGGGGCUGUAACUGCAUUUUGCAUGAGAAAAGAGCCUAUGGGUGGUUGAGCUUGACAGUUGUGCAUAUGUUGGGAAGCAGUGGCUGACAGGGAGAAUCUUGUCCUUGCAUGAUCAACAUGGAUCUCAGCUGGCCUUAGAAAUGGACUAAAUCAACCAUGUACUGGGAAUUCAUCCCCUUAUCCCCCCCUCCUAUAAAGCUGUACCUGUAGUUUUCCUACAGCACAUUUGCCAAAGCCUUUUGGGUAAGUAACUUGUCUCCUUUACACAGCUGUCCCAUCUUGUAAAACCAGAUUAGGCAGCCUUCUCUCCUCUGCUACAGCAUUAAAUCAAAUUGGUUCAAAUCUAUAUGUCCAAUUUCAGGCCUCCAAGUAAUAGUUAAUACAGUAACCUAUGGUAAAUUUAUAUUUUAAAAAUUUGUCUGGUGAUUGCUGCCAUUAACUGUUGCCCAUUCCUGGCAAGCAUGGCCCUAUUUGACUGAUCUUCCGUUGUGGGUCAGGAGUUGGAGCUCAGUUGAGCUUCCUUCUUCCCUACCAUAGGUUCCUCCCAUCCCUGUUUUCUGCCAGUCAGGAGGGAUGUCAAAUAUGGAUGCUGAAUAGACCUUGGUGCAAACUGAUCAUUCUACAGAUGCUGGCUUCUGGGGAUCAGAAGCCUCACAGGAUGCCCUUCCUUUAUGGGGAAAUCUCUUAUUUGUAUAUACCUGAGAUCUCAGUGCAGAUCCAGACACUAUAUGUGAGCUUGGACAAUCCUUACUUAGGGAGUGUUUUCUCUGUGGCUGAUGCGUGCAUAUGUACAUCUUCCUGUAUGCAAAAGGGAUGGAGGCAUGGAAAGAUAACCUACUUGCACAUUCUGCUUUCAGUGGUGCAAGGGCAAUUAUGAGGAGGACAUCCCAUCAGAAGUGAGAGCAGGGCUGGCAGCCCAGGGUUUAACACGAGCUGAAAUCAGUGUUGUUCUUUUUAAAUGUUAAAGCUCAGUUAAGUAAUAAAGGAACUAACCAGGUGGAGACUAUCAUUCUCAUUAGCUACAGACUGCACCCACAUAUCUAAAAUAUGAAGGUAUAUCUUCAAAGGUCAAAGGAUUGGCUUUAAAGUAUACUUUAAAGUAUAGAGUAUACUCCAGCACGACUUCUCUGAAAACAAAAUUAUGACUUUGGUGUAACAGAGCAAGACCUGAGAUCACAUUAGAUUGUAGCUUGUGAGUGAGAGGCAUCAAUAAAAAUGGACAUGGCACUUCCCCUGUGGGUUCUCACACAAGUUUGAGCAGCAUGUUUUUGCAGGUCACCCUGACCAGUUCUCAGCCUGGAGAGGUCUUCCUCUCUUGAUUGUCUGACACACUCUUCUGCUUUCAGUCAUGUGUAUGUAUAGGCCUUACACAUAGCAUAAGGAAAUGCAGCAGCUAAGUCUGUGGCAUAAGGAGGAGCAGUAGCUGCUAAGAAGCGGCUAAAAAGCAAAGUAACAAAAGUGGCAAAUGUAGCAUGAAAGGCCAGUUGGACACAGGGCACAUGAUGCUUCAGCCCUUGACAAACUGCAUCUGGAUCCAUCCAAAUCCAUUCUCAAUAAACACAUCUGACAUGGCACUUAUGACAAGGUAUGCUUCUGAGAAACUUAUCUCAGGCUGUGCUACACAUUUAUCGAGAGUGUAUGGUAGAGUCCCAAGAGAGCUAUGCCAUUUUUCAUGCGGGAGCUACAUGAAUGAAUGUUACUAGGAUAGAGAAUCUGGGGUGUCACAUACAACCCUUCUUCCUAGCAUUUUCUUUUCCUAUUACACAGGGAUUUAAAAAAAAAAUUUUAGGGAAUAUUUGCAUAUGUGAUUCCUUCCCUUGUACACACACUUGCAAUCUGAAAUAGUCUGGUGCUAAGUGGGCUGUCCCAGGUACUUUUGCUGCAAGCAUAACUGGGUAUUUGGACCAUCCCAGGUAGGGUUAGGUGUGUUUUACUGAAGAGUGGAGGCAAGGUUCUAGUUUUAGUAUAUAUGCUGCCGAAGCGAGCACUGCAAACAAGGUGAAAUGGCUUAUUCUAUUGAACCAGUUGGUUUCAACUUUUGAACUUUGCAUGGUUCUUCAGACGACAGAGGCCACAGCAUCAAGCAGGUGGGUGAAGGGCAUUCUUGCAUUUAGGAAUGUGGCAGCUGGAGGUAUUGCUGAGCUCUGCAGGCAAUGUGAGAGAGGCUUUAAUUGAGAGGCAAGUUGAUGUCUCUAGAGAGGAGGGACCAGUUCGAGCUGGCAGAAGUUUGGAAAGAAGAGUGAAAUGUUCUGGAGCUUGUGAUAAAACAAGAUGGCUGCACCAUUUCAUUAGAGUGAGUGUCUGCCAUUGCCUGAAAUCUGUUACGUCACAUGAUGACUGUAUGAUUCAGGCCUGAGUUUCUCUCUGCCUUUUAACCCGCCCCCGCCCCCCACUGUUCCCCACAGAAUUCCUAGUUGGAAUGGAGACAUGGCUAGGAAUAUGUCCCAUAUAUAUUCUUCAGCUUUGAUGUCCUGUCCAGUGCUUUGAAUACUUCCCCCGAGAGUGACAUGGUUGAACAAGGACCAUCACGGGGUGGAGUUAUCUUCACCCUGGCUCUGCCAUUCCCUCCAUGUCCAAACAGGACAUAACUUUACUAUUGUCAGCUCCAGACUCCUUGUCCUUUCACACUGGGGCCCCAUGGCAUUGUAAAUACCCCACCUCCGCUGUCAACACAUUUGGUCCGUGGAACUCUGUAUUUGUGCCUCGGACAUAAUUUUUCUACCAUGCAGUAAGUAACUCCUUUUUUUUGUUCUGUUCUGUUUCUUGAAUUCAAAAAUUCUUAUUAUAAACAGAUCCAUAGUCCAAUGCAGACUUCCAAAUUAUACGCAUGUAAAAGAAAUGUAACAAAUAAAAGGAAAACAAUGAACAGCAACAAUAAAAAUUAAAUAAAAACGAGGGGAAAAAGA